CGCAGAUGGCUGUGCAUGACUGUCCGUGUGAUUAGUCAGCCAUUAAAGUGUAGUUCCAGUACCGUGUAAAUUUUUUUGUUAGUUUUAUUCGGAUUAUUGUAGUCAUCAUUGUAGUGGUAGUGCAAAAUAAACUCAGGCUGAAUAUACGGCCUUUUGUCCGAUGUCUAGUGCUGAAGUGGCCAACAAUUCCAUAGAACCUCCAGCCAAGAAGCGGAAAAUUGCUACAGGAGAGACUGCUCCAGCGAACUCCGUUUCAAAGGCAAUAUCAGCCAUGGCGAAUAAUGGAUCUUUUGAUUCCAAUCAAGAAAUUGAUGAGGGACUUUACUCUCGCCAACUUUACGUUUUAGGACAUGAUGCCAUGCGACGAAUGGCAUCAUCUGAUGUUCUUAUUUCAGGUUUAGGAGGACUUGGUGUAGAAAUAGCUAAAAACGUAAUAUUAGGUGGUGUUAAAUCUGUUACAUUACAUGAUGAAACUGUAUGCACUAUAUCAGAUCUGUCUUCACAAUUUUAUUUAUCUGAAAAUUCUAUUGGUUUAAACCGAGCUGAAGUAUCUUGCCAGUUACUUGCUGAACUUAACAAUUAUGUUCCAACCAGAUCCUACACUGGACCUCUUACUGAUGAUUUUAUCAAAGGAUUUAGUGUUGUAGUUUUAACAAAUGCUUCAGAAGAAGAAAAAUUGAGAGUUUCUGAAAUAGCUCAUGCAUCUGAUGUAUCAUUAAUUAUAGCUUCAACUAUGGGUGUAUUUGCUCAAGUUUUUUGCGAUUUUGGGCGAGAAUUCAGUGUAGUUGACACAAAUGGUGAAAAUCCAGUUUCUGCUAUGAUAGCAAGCAUUUCUCGAGACGAAGAAGGUGUUAUCGCUUGUCUAGAUGAUACUAGACAUGGUCUAGAAGAUGGAGAUUAUGUUACUUUUUCUGAAAUUCAGGGAAUGACUGAACUGAAUGGCUGUGAGCCGACUAAAAUUAAAGUUCUUGGACCAUAUACAUUUAGUAUUGGCAAUACUUCCAAUUUUGGAGAAUACAUUAGAGGUGGAAUUGUUCAACAAGUAAAGAUGCCAAAAGUGCUGCAAUUUAAGUCAUAUUCAGAAGCUCUCAAAUCUCCUGAAUUUAUAUUUACUGAUUUUGGAAAAUUUGAUCACCCACAGCAACUUCAUGUUGCAUUCAAAGCUGUUGAAUCUUAUAAGAAAGAAUUUGGUAAGUUGCCAUCACCAUGGGACAACAAGAAUGCUUUAGAUUUUGUAAACUGUUGUAAAUCUGUAUUAUCUGACUUAAGCCUAGAUGUAGAAUUAAAUGAGAAGCUUAUGGAGCAAUUUGCUAAAACCUGUUCUGGAAAUAUGAAUCCUAUUGAUGCAUUUAUUGGUGGUGUUGUUGCACAAGAAGUGAUGAAAGCUUGUAGCGGAAAAUUUCAUCCAAUUUUCCAAUGGCUGUAUUUUGAUUCUAUUGAACUAUUGCCAAAUGAAGAUCUAGCUCCUAAUGACUGUGCACCUACUAAUUCUAGAUAUGAUGGACAAGUUGCAAUUUUUGGUACCGAGUUUCAGAAAACUUUAGGUGCCCUGAAAUAUUUUGUUGUUGGAGCUGGAGCAAUUGGAUGUGAACUUCUUAAGAAUUUUUCAAUGAUGGGUGUGGGAGCAGAUGGUGGAAAAGUAAUUGUUACAGAUAUGGACCUUAUUGAAAAAUCUAAUCUCAACAGGCAAUUUUUAUUUAGACCUCAUGAUGUUCAGAAACCUAAGGCAGCCACUGCUGCGAAGGCAAUUAAAAAGAUGAAUCCAUUAAUGAAUGUGAUCGCUCAUGAAAAUCGAGUUGGACCAGAAACUGAGAAAGUUUAUGAUGAUGCCUUUUUCGAGGACUUGGAUGGUGUUGCAAAUGCAUUAGAUAAUGUCGAUGCAAGGAUAUAUAUGGAUCGUCGUUGUGUCUACUAUAGAAAACCUCUGUUAGAAUCAGGAACUCUUGGUACUAAAGGUAAUACACAAAUUGUUGUACCCUUCCUAACUGAAUCUUACAGCUCAUCUCAAGAUCCACCUGAGAAAAGUAUUCCUAUAUGCACAUUAAAGAAUUUUCCUAAUGCGAUUGAGCAUACACUUCAAUGGGCUAGGGAUGUUUUUGAAGGCCUGUUUCGUCAAUCUGCCGAAAAUGCUGCUCUUUAUCUGAGUGAUCCUAAUUUUAUCGAUCGAACUUUACGUUUGCCUGGCGUACAGCCGAUGGAAGUCCUAGAAUCUAUCAAACAAGCUCUUAUUGAUGACAGACCAAAAUCCAUCGAAGAUUGUAUUACUUGGGCUAGAAAUCAUUGGCAAGAACAAUAUUCAAAUCAAAUCCGUCAACUUCUUUUCAAUUUCCCACCUGAUCAGAUGACAACUAAUGGUCAGCCUUUCUGGUCUGGUCCCAAAAGAUGCCCAGUAGCUUUAGAUUUUGAUGUGAAUAAUGACCUUCAUUUGGAUUAUAUUUUGGCUGCGGCUAACCUGAAGGCUGAAGUCUACGGUAUUCCCCAGGUCCGUGAUAGAAGCAUUAUUGCCAAAAUAGUCCAGAAUGUUGAGGUCCCUGAAUUUACUCCUAAAUCAGGUGUAAAAAUUGCUGUAACUGAUUCGCAAAUGGCCAAUGGAGCUGGUGGGCAAGUUGAUCAAGAUAGAAUUGGACAGUUGCAGAACGAACUACCUUCAAAAGAAAUGUUCAACGGCUUAAAUAUCACACCCCUCGAAUUUGAAAAAGAUGAUGACAAUAACCUUCAUAUGGAUUUCAUCGUUGCUGCAUCAAAUUUGAGAGCUGCGAAUUACAACAUACCUCCAGCUGAUAGACACAAAAGUAAGUUGAUAGCUGGUAAGAUUAUACCAGCUAUCGCUACUACAACAUCAGUCGUUGCUGGUCUAGUUUGUAUUGAACUCAUGAAGUUGGCUAAGGGUUAUAAAGAUAUAAGUUUGUUUAAGAAUGGUUUUGUUAAUUUGGCGCUUCCAUUCUUUGGAUUCUCUGAGCCUAUAUUAGCACCCAAAUUGAAGUAUUACGAAAAUGAAUGGACAUUAUGGGAUCGAUUUGAAGUUACUGGAGAGAUGACUCUUAAGGAGUUCAUCGAUUACUUCAAGGAUAAACAUCAGCUGGAAAUAACAAUGUUAUCCCAAGGUGUUUGUAUGCUGUAUUCCUUCUUUAUGGCUAAGAGCAAAUUAGAAGAUAGACUUAAUCUUCCAAUGUCGGAAGUGGUUCGUAGAGUUUCUAAAAGAAAACUUGAACCUCACGUAAAAGCACUCGUGUUUGAACUUUGCUGCAAUGACACCGAUGGCAAUGAUGUGGAAGUACCUUAUGUGAGGUAUACAUUGCCUUGAUCCACAUAAAACUAUUAUUAAUUUAAAUCAUGAUUGAAGUCACAGGGUUUUCUAAAGUCUCAAGUGUGGCUGCUGUUUUUUUUUACAAUGGAGAAUGCACUGCGAGAUUCACAAUUGAGAGAAUAGUCUAUUUGGUGACAUCUUCAGAUAAAUCAAUAUUGUGCUUAAUGAUUGUAGCACAUCUGUGAUAUAAAAUCAUCAGACAUCAUAAAUUAUUAUUAUUUCUAUUGUGCAUUUGUUUAUAGUUGAAUUUUUAUAAUUCAUUAUCUUAGAUAGCUAAUUAUAAAUUAAUAUUUGCUAUGUAAUGUUUGAAGUGUUACAAUUAUUUUUUUAAUCUUUUUUUUUUUCUUUUUUUUUUUAAAUUUAAAUUUCUUCACAAUAUUUGAGCCGUUUAUUCAAGUGUAUUUAACAAUUUAGAAGCACUUGCUGAAUUGGGCUUUGUUAUAAUUGUAUCCUUAAAAUGUAUUGAAUGAAAUAAAUAGUAUUUUAGAGAAGAAUUCUUGCUUUUCCCCAAAAGAAUUUUUUUGUUAAAUUCAUGGUGAGUCUAAAUUAAAUUUCAAGUGUGUUGGCUGAAUACACGAUUGAUAAAUCCAUUAUUACAUUUCAUUUUUGAAUAUAAGAUUUUUUUUGUUUGCUAAUAUUUCAUUUUUUAAUGUUAUGUUGUUAAUCAGCCAUUUUAAUGAAGAAUUAAGUCUAUAUAUUGGUAAUUAUUUUAUGUGAGUUCAACUAGUUUAUUAACAUAAUUUGAAUAAAAUUUCAAUAAUUUCAUCGGUUUUAAUAUUUUUAUCACGGUAUUCUAUAAAUUUAAUAAUUUUAGAAUUAUAGUAAAGAAAUAAAUACUAAUUUAGUUGAA
Molecule: messenger RNA, 4157 nt
Organism: Nezara viridula (southern green stink bug)
Lineage: Eukaryota; Metazoa; Arthropoda; Insecta; Hemiptera; Pentatomidae
Source: the annotation of a GenBank genome assembly